AUGGCGACAAAGGAGAUACUCUUUAAAUUUGGGUUGCUGAAAGAUACUAGAUGUGAGCUAUGUGGGCAUGAUGUGGAGUCUCGUGAGCAUAUUAUGUUCAAAUGUAAACACUCCACUGUUAUAUGGGCUGAAACUUGUAAAUGGAUGCAACUUGAUAACAGGACUGUGAAUCUUAAUUGGAUAAAGACCUGGACUCAUGGUAAGGGUUGGAGGAAGGGUCUAUUCAAAGUUGUGGCAGCAGAGACAAUCUAUGCUAUAUGGACCCAAAGAAACAACUACAUUUUUCAUAAAAAUACCUAUACUAUAGAUAGUGAUAGAAAUGUUAAAAAUAUAGUUGAUGCUAUUGUUUAUAGAGGAUGGAAGCAUACCAUCUAUAGAAGCAAAAUUGCUAUGUUUCUUAUGUAA
Vicia villosa (hairy vetch) is the source of this 405-nucleotide messenger RNA. RefSeq lists its product as uncharacterized. The transcript has a single exon. Bases 1 to 405 code for a protein of 134 amino acids. NCBI's taxonomy places the organism in Eukaryota, Viridiplantae, Streptophyta, Magnoliopsida, Fabales, Fabaceae. The record is from RefSeq and is a predicted model, not a curated record.